UAUGUUUGGUUGCCUACAUUGAAUUAGAUCAAUAGGUAUUAAGUAACGUGAUUAUUACCUACUCGCAUGCUCUACAAGUAAAACAUUUCUACGCGUGAAAAUGUUGCGUUUCAAACUUGAUUCCACCUUCGCCGCCUUCGAUAAAUACGUGUCCUGCAUUCGGCACCACUAUGGAGGGGUGACAUCGCCGAAUUUCGCGCUGCUGCACCGGCAAAGCACCCACAAUCUGCGGGAAAGCGAAACUAACCUCAACAAUUCCAGUCAUGUGCACCGUGUGCCAUCAUCAAAUUCAAAUUUGAAUCUCGCCUACCAUCGAACAAUGCCAAAGAACCGCGUGAGAUAUGUUACCACUGGUCAGGUAUGGUCUUUCCACGACCUUUUAGGACAACUAGCACAAGAUCACAACCUGGCAAAUAAUGAAACAGUACAAUUCGUUGAAGUUCAAAAGUUCUUCGCAGUGCAAAGAAGAAGAAAGAAAAAAGAAAAUUUCAUCAAACAAUGGCACAGCUUUCAUGACAAGUAAAGUCCUAACACAACAACAAAUUGCUCAAUAUUCUACAAUAAGUAAUAAACCAGCAGAAGGAGUAAAUUCAGUCCUAACUGAGACAAUAUUAUCAGAAACUCAGCUGAGAGGCAGAAAUUCACCAGCGAAAGAUGAUAAAAACAUACUGAAAAUAUUCCCACAACCAAAAUACUCCAUGAAUCACGUGUACAUCACACUGGCGAAACAUUUCGCUGAUAAUUCCUAUCAAGUUAGCCCAAAAUUCAAAUCAAUCAAACAAAAAUCACCGCAAAAUCUCUGGGAGUGUACUUAUUCAGUAAAAUGGCCGACGUCUUUGCAAUUUACCGCAAUUGCAUCCACAAAACAAGAUGCCUCACACAAAGCAUGCAUGGAAGGAUUAAAAUACCUCUACAGUAACAAACAUAUCACAAAUAAAAACCUGCCUAUUAUUCCCGGUCAGGAGGAAGAGGCGAAAAGAGAACGCGCACGAAUAGAUCCUUUGGUUUUAAAACGCGAAGUUAUUGAUGCAAUGCAGGGGAUUGUGCAAGAUUAUGAAGAGAAAAUGUUGCAACACUUGCAAGUUGAGAGUAGUACUGAUGCAGAGACAAGCCGGGAAGCACUGGAGACUUCCGAGGAAGUGUGGCCGGUUUAUCAAGAGCAGAGGACACCGAAAUUUCGCGGGUUGGAGUUUUAUACGUGUAGGGAAGGCAAAAUUUUACCUAUUAGUGAAUUUAAAGAACACAUAAUAAAAACAAUAAACUCCAACCGUGUGGUAAUAAUCAAAGGUGAACCAGGUUGCGGCAAGUCCACACGUGUCCCACAAUACAUCCUCGAAGGCUGGGCGCGCGAUUUCCACGCCGGAAACACCAACACCAACAAAAACUGCCGAAUCAUCGUAACACAACCACGCCGUAUAGCCGCCAUCUCCCUAGCGGAAAGAGUCGCCUCCGAGCGGGCGGAACUCUCCGGCGGGACAAUCGGCUACCAAGUGCGUUUAAAAUCAAACUUCAACCGAAACACCGGAAAGGUUCUCUACUGCACCACGGGCAUCCUACUGCGACGCCUACAGACUGAUCCAAGUUUAUCAGACUGCACACAUGUAGUCCUCGACGAAGCACAUGAACGCGACGUCAAUACCGACCUACUACUAAACCUACUCAAAGGCGCAAUGGAAAACCCUAAUUUGAAACUACUAGUCAUGAGCGCGACGAUAGACGCCGAAGUCUUCCAGGAAUACUACAGCUCAAACGAAGAAAACGAUAAAACAUUCAAUGCUGAAGUUAUACACGUGCCUGGCUUCACAUUCCCAGUGAAAACUCACUUUUUAGAUGGACAUGAAUUGAAACAAAGUGGUUUAUCACUCGAGAAUACUCUAGAAAUGUCCAAAGGUGAAGGACCUACUGUAGUCUACGAAGACGUGGUGAAACUACUUAAAUAUAUACAUAAAAACCGCCCGGAGGGUGCAAUACUUGUCUUCCUCCCCGGCUGGGAUGAUAUUCUACGCGUAAAGAAACUCCUACCUGAAUCCAGCAGCCAUGUUGAAGUCCUCUGUCUGCACUCACGCAUGCCCGAUAGCGAACAGAAGAUGAUCUUCCAUAAAUUCCCUCCUGGCGUGCGGAAAAUCAUCCUGGCGACCAACAUUGCUGAAACAUCAGUGACAAUCGAUGAUAUAGGUUAUGUUGUUGACUGUGGCAUACAAAAAGAGAAUAGAUUUGAUGUGGAGAAAGGUAUUAGCAUCAUAGACAAUCAUUGGAUAUCGAAAGCAAGCAUGGCGCAGCGUAAAGGACGCGCUGGUCGUGUCCAAGCAGGCGAAGCUUUUCUUUUAUACCCGGAAACAAAGUUUAAAGAUUUCCACGAUUACUCUCUACCUGAAAUUCAACGCACUUCUCUUACAAAAAUUGUUCUGGAUAGUAAAGUUUACAGCAACAAUAUGAAAGCGGCUGAGUUCUUAGGACAAUUAAUAACACCACCUGAGGAAACCGCCAUUGAUUGCGCAGUUGAUGAAUUAGUCGAGUUGGAAUUAUUAGACGAAGCUGAAAAUUUAACUCCUUUAGGAAGAGUUAUAAGUGAUUUUCAGCUAGAACCGAAAUUGGCGAAGGCGUUGGUCAAUUCGGUGAUUUAUAAAUGUGUCACACCGAUUGUGGAUAUUGUUACGUUGUUCUCCGCAGAGAUGGAGGUCUUUGGCGGUGGAUUAAUGGAACGCGAGAAAGUUAACAAAUGCAAACGCGAUUUUUCUUCGUCCAGUGAUCAUCUAUCAAUGAUGCGACUGUUUGAGCAAUGGUUGGACUACGUGGAGAAUGAUAAUCAGUAUCAGGCGGAAUCAUUCUGUAGAAGGCAUAAUAUUCUGGAUUAUAAACUGCGCACAUUACAACAAUUGCGUAAUAUUCACUUUGACUAUUUGCACAAAGGAUUACACGAUUGCCUGCCACUGUCUGAUGAUUUUUCCGACAGUGAUGAACUAGUGAAAGCUGUGCUUCUGUCCGGAGUAGGCACAAUCCUUCAACAUCGUGAUCAUGACUUUGUCAAAGGCAAACUCAAGAAAAAACAUGUCUUACUCACGAGGCAUAAUCAUAAAGCUACGAUAUCCUCGGACAGUGUAAACACAAGACGCGGUGUUUUCCCGACCAAUUAUUUGCUGUACAUCAACGAAACACGCUCGAAUGUUCGACGGAUGACUGUCAUCCGAGAAACUAGUCUCAUCACACCUCUAACUGUUCUGUUGUUUAAAAAUCACGAUAUUAUAAUUGAACCCAUCAGAGAUGCUCUCGAUGGAAACCAGGAAAACAUGGCGGAUCCUGUGAUUGUGCGCCUCGAAGGUACAAAGUUUUCGUUUCUAACCGAACGCGAACACGCUGUGUUGUUACAAAAGUGCAAAUCGGCUGUUACUGCAGGUGUUGAUUACUAUGUUUAUCAGUUAACGAAAGGCGCCGAGUACGAUCGCGAGGUUAACCGCAUUUGGGACGGUAUGCUAAGCAAACUCAACUCUUGUUUGAAAAUGGAAGCACUGCGCAUUGCUUUCUAACCUGUUCCAAUAUUUCUAGUUCAUUAUUAGUUUAUUUUUUUCCGCGUAAGUGCAAAUCAUUGUGAUAUUUAAGUUUUCGUUGUCCAAAUGGAAGAUAAUUUAUUUUGUGAAUAUUUUGUGAAUAUCACUUUGAUAAAAAGAGAAAAUGAAGGUUUUUUGUAUUUAACAUAAAAUAGAAUUCAUUUCGUUACACGUA
Messenger RNA from Dalotia coriaria, 3720 nucleotides. Its product is annotated as ATP-dependent RNA helicase DHX30-like. The record is from RefSeq and is a predicted model, not a curated record. Gene Ontology annotation, molecular function: RNA helicase activity; G-quadruplex DNA binding; G-quadruplex RNA binding. Gene Ontology annotation, cellular component: intracellular anatomical structure; cytoplasm. Lineage: Eukaryota; Metazoa; Arthropoda; Insecta; Coleoptera; Staphylinidae.